AUGAGUCAGUUGUUGCUUUUUUUCCAGUCAUGCCGCCUCUGGAAUUUGAGCAUUGCAAGUGUCCUGGCGCUGACUCUCUCCAACGUCCUUCUCACUGUGCGUCUACUGCACUCCACGGAUUGUCCUUUCAUAACACUCGAGGACACCUCGAUGGCGUCUGUGGUGGCCAAGGCGCCGCCCUUGACGCCACCGACCUGCCUUGAGUACAUCAUCCUAGACAAUUCGUCCAACCGGACGGAGAAGCCCGUGUUCUCGGGCCUGGAUCUGCAGCUGGGGCGUUGGGACUCGAGGCGGCUGUAUAAGGUGUUCGAAUUCGUGGUGGUGGGCGACAAGUUCGCCGAGCUCUCGGAGCAGUACAGUGUCUGCCUGGCCACGCAGAGCUCCAUCGAGAGACUGGGGCCGCUGGUGCAGGUGGCUCAUCACUGGACGGGCCCCAUAAGCGUGGCCAUCUUCGCGGCCGGCGACGACGAGCUGCACCUGCUGCAGGUGUACCUGUCGUUCCUGCGGAAGUGCUAUCCCGGCAUCAGGGAGAGGGUGUCCUUCCACCUCGCGUAUCCGCGCGACAAGGCGCCCAGCCACGUGAAGCAGGCCACCCCGAUCGAUCUCAUGGCCCUGGACUGUGCCAAGCCCGAAGCCACACUCGUGGAACUCAUCCAAAUGCGCAGCCAUGACACGACAAAGUGGCGCUCCAAGAACGUGUAUCCGCAGAAUCACCUGCGGAAUGUCGCGCGCAAGACGUGCCAAAGCGACAAUGUCUUUCUCACGGACAUCGACAUCAUACCCAGCAUCAACAUGACUGAGUACCUAGAUAAGUUUCUACGACACACAAAGUGCCCAAACAAUCAAUGCGCCUACGUGAUACCCACUUACGAGCUGGACAACCGCGCUAGGUUCCCGCGCGACAAGCCCGACCUAAUCCGCUUGGCCAGGAAGGGCCUGGCGCGUCCCUUUCAUCACAAAGUAUUCAUCUACAAUCAGUACGCCACGAACUUCACGAGAUGGCAAGCUGACUUGAACAACCUGGAGGAGACUCACGUAAGCUACAACGUGACCAACUUCGAGUUCCUCUACGAGCCGUUCUACGUGGCUCCAGAUCAGGUGCCGCCGCACGAUGAGCGCUUUCUGGGCUACGGCUUCACGCGGAACACACAGGUGUACGAGAUGUUCGUGGCCGGGUAUCAGUUCCAAGUGCUGACGCCCAUCUUCACGUGCCACUGGGGCCUGCAGAACAAAAAGAGCCGCCCGGCGUGGCGGGAGCGCCAGAACAACGUGAACCGAAAGCAAUUCGAGGUGUUCAAGCGGGAGGUGUUUGCGCGCUAUCACAAGGAUCCGCUCAAGAUGCUUAUGCCAAAGAAGGCACUCUCGCGCCAAGUCCCUAUUGGCGGCUGAGUCGCACUCACUCUUCAAAUGUUUUUUCAAUGUUUCAUAAAAGUGUUUUAUUCUCAUUAUAUGAACGCUGUGUUGUCAAAGUGGAGUCAUUGUUAACUGGGAAGUAAAGAUUAAGAUUGGUAAGGAUAAAAUAAAAUUGCU
This is a messenger RNA of Phlebotomus argentipes, 1530 nucleotides long. Its product is annotated as beta-1,4-glucuronyltransferase 1. Gene Ontology annotation, molecular function: glucuronosyltransferase activity. The transcript has 3 exons. NCBI's taxonomy places the organism in Eukaryota, Metazoa, Arthropoda, Insecta, Diptera, Psychodidae. The record is from RefSeq and is a predicted model, not a curated record. Bases 1 to 1389 code for a protein of 462 amino acids.